ACUAUGUUCAUUUUUGUUUUUCAGAUAAAUUAGUUUUUUUGGCAGAAGUUUUGCCAUUUGAUUUGAGCAGUGUGUAACUUGUGACUUACCGCUGAGGGAAUGUGGCUUAAAGGGAAUGACUGAGACCAACUCAACUGUUAACUCUGUCAAUGGAAUAUACUGGGGUGCCAUUAUUUUAAUUCUCGGAUUUCUAACAUUUGGUUUGCUUGGACUUCUCUAUGCUGCCCUAUAUCUGCUUUGUUUCUUAGCAGGAGUUGUAGCAAUUCUUUACGACCACAGCCAAGGAAAUGUGAAACAAAGUGUCAAAGCUUUUGCGUUUGCAAGAACACCAGAAGCUUUAUCUUUAUCUCAAGGCAUUCCAAAGGUGUUGGAAACAGACUACUCAAAACGGGAUUUCAAUAUAGAUCGUCGUUUAACAUCAUCAAGCAGCAUUGAUGAGAGAUUACAUGAGUGCCUCGACUAUUUACUCCGUGACUACAUCAAGUAUUGGUACAACGGAUUAUCCGAUGAUCCCGAGUUCCUCCACAGUUUCCUCGUUACUCUUCAUGAUGUCAUCAGAGCUCUUUCAUCCAGGUUCAGCAGCAUAGACUGGCAACCUUACUUAACCAAGAACUUGGUUGAAGACUUUGCUUCCCAUGUUAAAUGCUUCCGCAAAGCUCAAGUUGAAAUUCAAGAAUCCCAGGAGGACAUGUUGUCAUGGAAACAAAGGGUAGAUGCAAUGCAGACAAGCCAGCAGUCUACAGAUUCUGUCGAAAGUUUAUCAGCAUCACAAACAAACAAUAACAAUAAAUCUGAUGGGUCAGACAAUGGAUCAGACAAAGCAGUGGAAACGAUUCUGGAUUGCUUUUUCGAUUUCGAAAUCAAAUUUUCCAAAACUUGUCGAGAAUUAGUGUCUUUUGGUGUCAAAAAACAAAGUGAAUAUUUACAAGAUGUGAGUGAAGUCUUAUUAUAUCUCUUGCUUCCCGUCGAUGAAUUUCAUUGUCGACCGCUCAAAUACAUGAUGAGGGAGCUUUUAGUACAUGGAGUAUUUCUUCCAAUGUUUAAACUGUACAGUGAUCCAGACUACCUCAAUCAGUACGUCAAUUGGCUGAUAAGCGACAAUUGCAUUACAAGUGAGUGGUUUCUUAACGUUUUACGACACAGCUCCGAGAUCGGUGAAUUACACUCGAUACGUGAGAAAUGUGACGAAGAAAUCGCUCGACUGCGAGCCAAGGACACGGUCGGAGACGACCCCGCCAUUAAACAACAGCUCGGUAGCAUGAGGUAUGUGAAAAAUCUAUGCGAGCGUCAGAUAAGGAAGAAACAUGACGGCAACGUUUACACUGAUAAUAUAGAACUUGAUUUGGAAGGUUACCAAACUGAGAAGAGCAAACUAUACAAUCUUCCAUUGAGUGUGAUAUUGAGGAACAACAUCGCUCUACAAAUUUUUAUUGAAUACAUGCAGUCAGUGAAUGGGCAAGCAUAUCUGUUCUUCUGGUUAACAGUGGAUGGAUAUCGUGCGUCUGCUGAACAACAACUUAAUGAAGUGAAGCUGCAACAACUACAAGGUGCCAUACAACGAACACCUGACAUGGAGAUGCUUCGUGCCAUAGGACACAACAUAUAUGACCAAUACCUCAGCAAACAUGCAGAACCACGGGUGCCGCUGGAUCAAACAACAGAUAGAGCCUUGAAGAAGAAGCUUGACUCUGGGGAGCCAUCGCCUUAUGUGUUUGAUGAUAUUCAACAAAAGGUGUUUGGCAUCAUGCAGAAAAGUGAAUCUUUCUUCCCAGCAUUUAAAGCAAGUCCUUAUUACAUGAGGUUGCUUGCUGAACUUGAUCUGCUGCGCGAAACAAGUCUAACAUCAAAUGACACCAAUGGUUCUGUGGGUUCGUCACUUGAUGAUAUAUCAACAUCGGAAAAUGAAGAAGUCAACAAACUAACUGCUGUUAUAACACAAACAGGCAUAUGUAAGGAGCAUGGGAAAACAUACGCCAUGUUCGCUGUCACAGUAACUCGUCACUGGGGUAAUGGUAGGCAGGAAUCAUGGGAUACUUUCCGCAGAUACCGAGAGUUUUAUGACCUUCAUUUAAGUCUGAAGGAAAAUGGAAGCAACUUGAGCACCAUCCGCUUCCCCGGGAGGACUUUCUUCAAAGAUCUAAAGGAGGACUUCUUAGAGAGGAGGAGGACAGAGUUGAACCAAUACCUCAGUUCUGUUCUAUCACUUGAACAUUGUGGGAAAGCCAUGGAAUGUUUACAUACCUUCCUGGACGCAAAGGCUUAUCAGAAAAAUCCAAGAACUUUUGCAAGCAAAAUGGACUCCAUGAUGCGAGAAUCAGCGCAGAGCGUCGCCAACUUCAUGAGCCAAGCUCCGGAUAACCUUAUAGGUGGAAUACAAAGAGCAUCCGAUAAAGUGUCCGGAGGAAUUCAGAAGUUUUCCGAUAAACUUCCUGGAUCAGAGAGGAAACUUAGCAAUGAGGAAAACCACAUCGAAUAUAACAUCGAAAACAACAUCCCGCUGCGAAUCCUACUUCUCCUUAUGGAUGAAGUAUUUGACUUGAAGCAAAGAAACCAGUGGUUACGUCGACAGAUGGUUGCUGCAUUACAACAAGUCAUAACUACUGUGUUCGGGGAUCGAAUGAACAGAAAAAUCGUGGAUUACGUGGAUAAUGCAGUUUCAGCUCAGCAGGUGAGCGAGUACAUUCGGACUUUCCAAGACUCGUUUUGGCCAGGUGGAAUACUUGCUGAUGUCACACCAGUUCGUGAUGACAUCACGGUCAUGAGAACUCGUGUUCUCACAAAGACCAAACUUCACGGCGUGAUACCAGACGAAGUACGGCCGCUCGUCGGUAACGAGACAAGUAGACGAGGUAUGGCUCGACUGUUUGAACUUCUCCAACAUCAAGAGCUCAACACGAGGUUCUGUUACGUUCUAUUAGAAGGUGUGCUGUGUCGUGUGUUCCCAGAAAACAGAUUUCAAGAUCUCUUCACGAAGUUUCACUCCUCGUCACCUAAGAUGCGCUCUCACAAGAGGGCACUUAUGACACGCGGAGUCGACAAGUGGAAACAAGAAACUCGUGAGCGAAAGUCGCGCGUUCUACGUCGUUUCGAAUCGUGACGUAGAAUCCCGUGUGUGACGUCAUAUACGUUACGUAGAAUCUCGUCUCUCACGUCAUGUAAUUGACGUAGAAUCCCGCCUACUACGUCAUAUUCAUGACGUAAUAUCUCGUCAAUUCAACGAUUAAGUUUCGGUGCUUUUUUUGUCGCAACAUUCAGCAGUCGAAUGUUACGUCACUUCUACCCGUGUGUGCAAUCUUACAACAUGGUUGCGUGUCCUGUGAUCUACUUUAUUCGUGACGUCAGAGUGACGUAACGCCCCUUGUGCAAUCUCAACAUCACCCACUCGUUACGUCAUCCGUCUUUGUGAUUACGAAUGACGUCAUCAUCACGUCAUCCAAAUGAUUGACACCAGCAACUCAACUUCUCUCCUUGAAUGAUUUACCUGAGCCUAACAUUUGCAUCUGAUCUUAUACGUCAUCAUCGUAUCAGUGACGUCAUCAACAAUGACAUCAUAACCAUAUUUAACACUCAGCAGCUUAAGAUUUCCAACUUAAUUCUAAUAAUUCAAUCAGCAUCCAAAAUGAUGCAGCGUCUUUUUAACCAACUCCUAAACAUAAAAUUUAAAUUUUCAAGUGAUUUUCACACUGUAGCGCUAAAGAUAUAGUACAAUUGAAAAGCAAACGCAGAUGGUUAAAACCAUUUCCCUUCGAUUUUCGCCAUGUUUUUGGUCUCGAUUGAAACCCCCUUGCAUUUUUCACCACGUACACCAGCGUAGCUUUAUACGUCGUUUACUCACAUGUACUAAGUGUCUAGUGCAAUAGAAAUUGCUUAUUGUUAACGUGCAUCACCCAUUGACGAAAUAAACGCGCACUGUGAAUAAUCGAA
Messenger RNA from Ciona intestinalis (vase tunicate), 3924 nucleotides. The record is from RefSeq and is a predicted model, not a curated record. Lineage: Eukaryota; Metazoa; Chordata; Ascidiacea; Phlebobranchia; Cionidae.